AAGAGCUGUGGAAACGUGCGAGGAGCAUCGUCGUCGGUGGUCAAUAGGACCGACCGUCUUUUGGACGCGUUUCGUUACAUUAUACGCGCGAGAUCGAGAGAGGAACCAGCUGGAUUCCCACAGCCGACGGCCGUCGGCUACCGAGGGGUCACGAUGGACCUUAGCACCGCCUAUCGCUACAACCAGAACAUGAUGGAAUACUACACCUGCCACGGCGGAGUUAACCAGCUCGGCGGCGUCUUCGUGAACGGAAGGCCCCUACCGGAUGUAGUGAGGCAGAGGAUCGUCGAGCUAGCGCACAGCGGCGUCCGACCGUGCGACAUUUCCAGACAACUCAGGGUAUCUCACGGCUGUGUAUCCAAGAUACUGUCGAGGUAUUACGAAACCGGCAGCUUCAAGGCUGGCGUGAUAGGUGGCUCGAAGCCGAAGGUGGCGACGCCGCCGGUUGUCGAGGCGAUCGCUAAUUACAAGAGGGACAAUCCGACGAUGUUCGCGUGGGAGAUCAGGGAUCGAUUGCUCGCUGAAGGCAUUUGCUCGCAGGACAACGUGCCAUCCGUCUCUUCGAUCAAUCGGAUCGUGAGGAACAAAGCGGCGGAGAAGGCGAAGCACGCGCAUCAGCAACAGCAGGCGCAGCAGCAGCAAGGUCAGCAGCAAGGUCAGCCAGGAUCAGGUGGUUCCGUGUCCGUGAUAGCCCAUGCACCUGCCACGGCAGCGGGUCACCCGGCGGCGACCACUCCCAACGCUUACAGCAUCAGCGGUAUCCUGGGAAUCCCGACGCACCAUCAGGAUCCCAACGGCAACAGCAUCAAGAGAAAACGCACCGACGACGACGACAACCGAGACCUGAACGAUCAUCCCGAGGAUGACUUGAAGAGGCAAAGAAGCAACUACAACGGUGACCAAUUGUAUUCGAACCUGUGGUCGAGUAAAUGGAGCAUCAAGGACGAACACAAGCUCCUGAGCGAGCUUGGAGGCGGCGGUGGCGGCGGUGCGAGCGGCGGCGGCGGCACGAACGGCACUGGAACCGGCGGAGGUGGCGGCGGCGGGGGCGGUAGCGGAGGCAGCAGCGGAGGAGGCGGAGGUGGCGGUGGCGGAGGUUACUACGAACACGGAGGAUUCCCCGGGAACGCGAUUGCCACCUCCGCCGAGCUGUACGACUCCCUGGGCACCAUCAGCACGAUGACGCAAGCGCAAACGCCCCAUCUCUACACCCCGCCCAUAGGGGGCACCAUAGCAGGUGGUACUUUGACGCCGCUCGCGCCACUGACGAUGCAAGAACUAAAAUUGAGCCAAACAUUGGACGGGGCUAACAUGUCUCCUUACCACACCACCGCAGAGAGCAGUACCGUCGCAGUAUCGUAUGUAGGGGUGGGGGCCGGCGGGGGAGAGCAGAGUCCACCGAUUUCCUUGCAGAACGAUACAAACGCCACCCCCGCGGCCCCCAACACCCCCGGAGGGGAUCCCGGACUGACGGUCUUGCAGCCGCCAGUUUCUCAGCCCCAGGUAGCAUCUGCGAUACCGCCGUACUCCACGAUGCUUCCCAGUUUCGGACACUACGCCACCGGUGGUGGUGACUAUGCAUACAGUGCAGCAUACUCUCAAUACUCGAGCGCACCGUACAGUGGAUAUGGUUAUGGAGCAGCGACAAGCGGGUUGCUCAACUCGACGUACUACUACUGUAACGGGGACACGCUGGCGUCUUCCCACAGCAAUUCGCAGCAGGGCGGCGGAUGUAAUAACACAGGGCCAGAGAAUAGCACGGACGUGGCUAGUCGUUCGCCUUUAGCGGCAACCAGGGCGAGCAGCGGCGCGAGUGCCGCUUCGCCGACCGGAAGCGCGUGUACCAAGCCGGAUCACACUUCCACGCCGACGGAUCUUUAUUUGGCCUGAUUAAACGACGGCACAGAAGACAAAACUCGGACAGAGUGUCUUGCUGGAGCCGGAGCAGUGAUCGAUCAGUCCGGACGCCAUAUCACGAGGAACCACGCUGAAAUUAAGCAAUGAUCUCUUUUUACUAAAAAAAGGUUCAGGAACGAGCAACCACGAACUGUUAUCGUCGAGCAACAAUCGGCAACACCUGAGAUAACCACAUGGCGAAUUUCCAUUAAGAACAAGAAAAGAUAUGGAAGAAAGGGCGGACUGUGACCAGAUACACGUUCGUGUCAAUGCAACGCAACAUUAAUCACGAUGGAAUCGCAUAUCGCGCUUUGGAGGACCUCGUCUCAAUUCAUACGAGCAUCACACGAGAGAGAUAGAGACUUUUCGAAAUUUUCUUGUAACGCGCGUUAGACGACGAUCGAAACAUCGAGAACCAUCGUGCGAUAUAUAAGUUAUAUUUCCAAACAUCGAACGCUGUUUGCAAUUCAUCGGAUCGUUGAUGGUAAUUGUGAUUAAAGAUCAUUUGUUAACGAAACCUUCGUCACGAGGGUUCGAAACCGUGUGUAGCAUUGCAAUGUCGAUGUUGACGAUCUCACUCGCGAUCUCGGACGGACAGUGCAACGACGCCACGAGUGUCUGGUCCAGCAAACACUAUAAGGACAAUGCUGUCUAGUUACGCGGUCGGGAUUGCAGAUUGGCCCGCGAGCGUUACCGACAGUGUCGGUACUCGUGUAGAGUGCGCAUAAUUGUAGGUAGUUUAAUUUAAUGAUCCUCAGUUAGUAUAAUUUCUACAGAAUUCCCGCGAUUCGGUCGUCCCUCCAAAUGUGCCCGUGCAUUCCCGACGAACGCAUCGCGUCGUUGGUAUCCAUUGUUGACGAUCGUUGCGUAUCCCAUCUCGCGAAUGUAGAUGGACACAUUUGUUACCGACGGCGUUAGAACGUGUACAUAUAUAUAAAGUAAAGAAAAAGAAUGAUAUAUAUGUAUAUAUAUACUUAUAUGUAUAUAUAUAUAUACAUAUAUGUACGUGUAUACAUAUAUAUAUAUAUAUAUAUAUAUAUAUAUAUAUAAAUAUACAUAUUACCCGUGUAAAACAGAGUCAACUGCCUAACACGGCACGUUCUUUCUUCUAAUAAGCACGACGACUUCCCCCCCAUCCCUUACAAACCCCCACAAACGAUAUAAGUAACACAGUAGAUAUAACGAAUAAGUUUAUUGAAAUUUUUAAAUCAGGAAUCGACGUAACGAUCAUUACUGUUAAGGAUAUUAUAUAUAUUUUUUGUAGAAACCAAAGACCACAGACGGAUUGCCGAAAAUGAGAAUUGCAUGCGAAUCGCGUAGCUACGGCAGAGGCAGAGUUUUAAUGGCAGUUCGAAAGCGAUUUAGAGAUUGCAAAACGAGUGCGCGAAUUUGCGAGCGACGUGCAGGAUCGGCGUGAAUGUACAAAGCAAGGGGGAAUGCAGCUCGUGAAAUCGAGAAAGCGUGAAAAGCGAAACAAAAUCGUGAAACGCGUGCUCCGUGUCAUCGCGGUUGAAAAUCAGUGAGAAUGGCCAAGAGUACAAUGCAAGAAAGUCGUUACCUUUCGAUCAAGGCUGUCGUCCAUCGUCGAGCAUGGAUCAUGUCACGAGUAUCUUUCCGCGGUCGCAAAUAUCUUGUCACGAACUUUUUCUUCCAAAACGGAACCACGAACACUUCCGUAACGGCCGGUUGAUCGCGAUUAUUCCCGCGUUCCGUCCAACGGCUUCGCCACUCUCGCGCACCACUACGGAAAUCAACAACGUACUUCCGGCAUCGCGUCAAGCGGAACAUUUCAAAAAGAAAAAGAAACACAACAAGCAUCGCGGAACUGUAAUUAACGUCUGGCCAUCGCGAUUUUAAUGAGAAGUUAUGUGCCUCGCAAUUUCUUUAUGAUUAACGGGCAAAAAUGUUAAUUCGUAACCUUAAUAAGGAAAUUUACGCGCGCGUGUCCAGCGCCUCGCAAUCUGCGCACACGAUUUGUGCGCACGCAACGCUCCGGGCAUGCGCGGCAAGUUUCGAGGCGGUCACGUGACGCGCGGUACAAUUCAAACGCUGUAUUUAUACUCUACAUUCCCCUCAUCUGAAUUCCGCAAUUAAAAGAGCAACUUUUAUUCACCUUCACGAGGAUAAUUAGAUGUUUGUCGCUUCUAUUUAAUGAAAAUUACAAGCAGUGCAAUCAAUAUGUCAAAAUAUUUUAAUUAAUCAUUUACGUAAGAAAAAUAAGCUAUCCGACUACAUGUGAUUAUUAAAGUAUCGCGUCACGCUUGAGAAAUCCACCGUGAAAUAGGUUUCCCAACGCGAUUUCAUUCGCAUCACAGUUAUCUCAUAAUUAACGAGUUAGAAUUUCUCGAGCGUAUCUUGUAUGAACGAUAAGAGUUGUCGAUAACUUCGUGAAUGUCUUGUUAUAUUUAUUGUCUUCUAUCGAUAUUCUUUUUUUUUAAAUUGAAUUUUAUUAGAAUAUAUUUAUUAACGUUUUGCAAAUGAUUCGUACGGUCUUUCACCUUUUCCAUCGUUACUUCCAUAUUCGCGUGGUAUCGUUAUACAUGCACAAUUCGUACAAUUCCAAUGAAACGAUCGAAACAACAAUAUCGAUCCUAAGCGUGCUCGCAACCGAUUUAUCGAUCUGAGCGUCAGAUGAACAACUUAUUCGAAUUAUCUCGUUUAUUCUAUUCUGCCGAUCGUUCGAAAAAGAAAAUGAAGAAAAGGAAAGGAAAGGAGAAAGAAAGGGAACGUCACCGUGAUUUUAAAACCGAUAUUUCGUCCUUCCCUGCUAGUUGUGUUCUUUAGAUAUUCAACCCGCUAACGCGAUUACGUUUCUGCCGACAUUCGUCGCAAAAGAUAAACGAUCUGUAAAAGCGAUCUCUCAUUGCGGAAUAAUUGCUAUUUAUAAAUUGUCGUAUUGUAGUGUUGCGUGUCGUAAAAGGAAGAAACAGGAACAUGGAAAUCGACGAGUCGAGAAAAAAACGAAAAGUAGAGAGAAAUGGAGCGAGAUGAAAAGAAAGAGAGAGAGAGAGAGAGAGAGAGGGAGAAAUUGCAGUGCCGUUACUGUUUUGAGGCUGCAACAAAUUCGAAUAUUGGCACUAUCGUUUCACAAAUCGUGAUAUAUUAUCCGCUGUCGAAGGAAAACGAGCUUUCUUUCGUUCAUCCUCGUUUCACAUCUACCGUUCUACAAAAUACUUCCACGGUACACAGCAGAUACAAUCGGAGGGUCGAUGAUCGGCCAAGUGAAUUCGAUCUGACGUUCAUUGCGAUUUUUUUUAUCACCUGUCGGGAUUCUAACCAACGCGUACUUCACAUUGUUAAUCUAUUAUUAUUAUUAUUAUUAUCGUAACGAUGAGAUGAUUAUGAAUUCUUCUUUUUUAUCAUUA
Frieseomelitta varia is the source of this 5261-nucleotide messenger RNA. It is a transcript of the gene sv, whose product is annotated as paired box protein Pax-5-like. NCBI's taxonomy places the organism in Eukaryota, Metazoa, Arthropoda, Insecta, Hymenoptera, Apidae. Gene Ontology annotation, biological process: anatomical structure development; regulation of transcription by RNA polymerase II. Gene Ontology annotation, molecular function: DNA-binding transcription factor activity, RNA polymerase II-specific; RNA polymerase II cis-regulatory region sequence-specific DNA binding. The coding region runs from base 154 to 1890 and encodes 578 amino acids. The transcript is spliced from 10 exons. The record is from RefSeq and is a predicted model, not a curated record.